This is a messenger RNA of Fusarium oxysporum Fo47, 546 nucleotides long. RefSeq lists its product as uncharacterized. The coding region runs from base 1 to 546 and encodes 181 amino acids. The transcript has 2 exons. NCBI's taxonomy places the organism in Eukaryota, Fungi, Ascomycota, Sordariomycetes, Hypocreales, Nectriaceae. The record is from RefSeq and is a predicted model, not a curated record.
AUGGAUCUGUUCAUCACUGCCCAAGAGCCCUUUGCGCAUCAUCCACUCAAGGCCAAAAGCUUCCCUUCAGCUCUGAGCAACGCAACCGGCAAAACCUCAGGUGAUGCAAGACCUCUUGUGCCUCUCUCGCCAGUUUCACAGCUCGAGUUUGAUCUCAUUGUUCAUGAUCCCUGCCAUGACAGCACUCUCACUGGCUCGUGGGACCCUCUCCCGACCCCUCUGAGCAUUCCUCUCAAUACCUCCAGGGUUCAUCUCCUCAACCUCCUACGGGAAAAGCUCCCUGUCGUCGAGGCAUCCAGCAAGAAUCGUCUCAGUCGCCAAACCUAUGGUGGCAAGAUUUACCCGCUUGGACCUAGCGACAAGGAGUGGCAUUAUCGUGAUCUCGUCACCAAGACAGAUAUCAUGGCUCGCUCUGAGCUUGAGUGGUUUCUUCUCAAGGAGAUGAUGGCUUCGUCUAGAGGUGCACUCAAGUGCUACAUCUCCGUUCGUGGUGAGCACGUCCCCGCCAAGAAGACUUCUGGCUGGUGGUUCAAAAACAGUGCCUGA